AAAAGGGAGCAGGAAAGAAAUCAGUGAUGAUGCUCCGCAAUGUUUUUAACGUCGGCAGGUUUCUGUCUAGCACUCAUUGUCGGCCAAUUCGCCCAUUACUUUCCAUGAGGUGUCUUUCUAUGCAACAAUGUGGAUCUCCAAACAUUUUUGGGCAAAUAACUCCAAACCUCCUUGUCCCACUGAUGCCGAAAAUAAGCCCAACCACCUAUGAAAAAAAUGAAGGAAAAAAUAUUCUUGACUUAUGGAAAGUGCCUCAGCAUCUACCAACAUCAUCAUCAUCAUCAUCAUCACCAAUUAGUAGCCCAGAUAAACCACAGGUGGAAAAGCAAGCUGCACGGAUGAUCGUUAUUAGACGGAGGAAAAUGAAAAAGCACAAGCUGAAGAAGCUAAGAAAAGUGAGGAAAUUUGAAUACAGAAGAAUGGCUCUGAAACGAAAAACCAAAAAAGAAAAAGAAUUUCAGAUGAAACUAAUGGCACAGGUCAAAGAAGCUGACAAAUUUGAAGCCAAAUCACAUGUGGAGAGCAUCAUCAGGAUAGCAAAAGAAGAUCUGUUUAAAAAACAGCAACCUCAUCCUACUUUCAAGAGAAACCCAUCAUUGUAUGACGAAAAUGGUAACAGAAUCCUUUUGAAUAAACAUUUAUAUGGAAGGAAAUGACAGAUGCCUUUAUAGAUUUAAAAAUUGGUAAUAAACUAGUUUGAUGUGCAA
Molecule: messenger RNA, 707 nt
Organism: Daphnia carinata
Lineage: Eukaryota; Metazoa; Arthropoda; Branchiopoda; Diplostraca; Daphniidae
Exons: 3
Coding region: 27-656 (209 amino acids)
Source: RefSeq, a predicted model, not a curated record